Seriola aureovittata is the source of this 1979-nucleotide messenger RNA. RefSeq names its product galactokinase 1 (gene galk1). The coding region runs from base 101 to 1312 and encodes 403 amino acids. The record is from RefSeq and is a predicted model, not a curated record. Gene Ontology annotation, cellular component: cytosol; cytoplasm. Gene Ontology annotation, biological process: galactose metabolic process; carbohydrate phosphorylation. Lineage: Eukaryota; Metazoa; Chordata; Actinopteri; Carangiformes; Carangidae. Gene Ontology annotation, molecular function: galactokinase activity; ATP binding. The transcript has 9 exons.
GAUUGGCUCACCGACCUGUUGUUACUACAGAGGCCUGAGAGAUGGUGUUUGUUACUUGAAACCUAUGGAUAUCAAAACUACAAAUUAAACAUAUUAAAAUAUGGGACCUUCAAAUACUGUUCACCCAGUGCACUCCAGUUCCUUUCCAAGUGUGUCCGAGUUGGUGGCGGAUGCUCGGCGGUUGUAUGGGCAGGCUUUCGGGGGAGAGGCACCUCAGGUGGCGGUGUGUGCUCCUGGAAGAGUCAACCUGAUAGGGGAGCACACCGACUACAACCAGGGAUUUGUACUUCCAAUGGCGCUGCCCCUGGUGACUGUGGUGGUAGGCAGUCAAACCGCUGGCCAGGAUGUUACCGUGGUAACAGCAACUGAGGAUGCUGAUGAGCCUCACAGAGUGGACUUCAGCCUGCCUAGUGAUGGAUCACCGCUGUCUCCAGGGUUACCCAGCUGGGCGAACUAUGUGAAGGGUGUUAUACAACAUUACAGGGCACCUCCUGUACCCGGUUUCAGGGCGGUCAUAGCCAGCAGUGUCCCCCUGGGAGGAGGUCUGUCCAGCUCCGCCUCUCUGGAGGUGGCUUUCUACACAUUCCUGCAGCAACUCAAGCCAGAUGAUGGCGACAAGGUGUCCAAAGCACUCGCCUGUCAGCAGGCAGAACACACUCAUGCCGGUGUACCCUGUGGCAUCAUGGAUCAGUUUGUGUCCGUGCUUGGCAAGGAGGGACAUGCUUUGCUGAUUGACUGCAGGUCCCUCGAAGCCACCGCCAUCCCCCUGGCAGAUCCAAGCCUGGUCAUUCUCAUCACCAACUCCAAUGUGAAGCACUCUCUGACUGGCAGUGAGUACCCCACAAGACGCAGACAAUGUGAGAAGGCUGCCGGCAUCCUGGGAAAGGCCAGUCUCCGAGAUGCUACCACGAAGGACCUGGAGGAGGCAAAGGACAGACUGGAUGAUGUUACCUAUCGACGAGCUCGUCAUGUGAUUGAGGAGAUAGAAAGAACUGCUCAAGCUGCUGAAAGCCUGAAGAGAGGAGCCUACAGAGAGUUCGGCAAGCUAAUGGUGGAGAGCCACAACUCUCUCAGAGAUCUGUAUGAGGUGAGCUGCAGCGAGCUGGAUGAGCUGGUGUCUGCAGCCAUGGAGGUGGAGGGGGUGUUCGGCAGCCGGAUGACAGGCGGAGGAUUCGGUGGAUGCACUGUGACUUUGAUGCAGGCCGAUGUCAUUGACAGAACCAUACUCCACAUAAAGGAGCGAUACAGUGGAACCCCAACUUUCUAUGUCACGACUCCUUCAGAGGGAGCUCGGUUUCUCAGUCUCUCCUGACCUUGGUCAACACAUCUCUGUAUGAGGACUGCAGAUUCAUCGCUUUUUACAGGCUUUACCACUUGAUUAUACCCUUUUUUUCAGUUCUCACGAUCGAAAUGAUGUGCUGUAAUGCAGACUAGAGCAUUUUGUCAAUGUGGAAGAAGUGCCUUCACAAUAAAACAAUGCUUCCUGGUAACAUUACUAGAUUUUUGUCUCAAUUAUGCAAUGCUUUAUCUUCUAGAUACUACUACUGCUACUUGUAGCAACUGUUAAAUAAAAUUAUGACUUUGCUGUAAUUAUUAAAAUACUGGAACAAUUUCAUAUUAUUUCCAUUUGACUUACACAAAGUGUGUGAUUUCGCCAAACUCAAUAUACUAAUACAUAUAAUAAAGGAAUAAUGGUGUAAGUUGUCCCACCCUUACAGGUAAAAACAAAGGUUGGUAGAUUUCAAUCCAAUUAAUUUUAAACACCUGUGGGGUGAGUCAUGAAUAUGUAAUGGCUUUGAAAUAUUGUUGCCUUCAGAUAAAGUUGUAACCGCUCUACUUUUGCACUUUUCUUUUAAAGGUUAUACUGGAAUAGUCUUAUUCUUCAUUUCCGCUGGUUAUCUUAGCCUGAUCUGUUCAAAAAUCUAACAAUGAAGGUACACUGUAUUUUGGAUUUUUGAGAAUAAAUGAAUUUGAAAUAA